Messenger RNA from Paramecium sonneborni, 890 nucleotides. The record is from the annotation of a GenBank genome assembly. NCBI's taxonomy places the organism in Eukaryota, Ciliophora, Oligohymenophorea, Peniculida, Parameciidae.
AUGAGAAAUAACAGCUAGUAAAAGGAGAGUAUUUAAUAAUUAAAAGAGGUAAUCAAAUUUAUUUUAUUUUCAGAUUAUUCAUAGAUUGCAACAAAAAGAAGCCUUGUAAAGAUUUGAGAUAGCAAAAUUAAAAAAAUAAUUAGUUGAGAGAGAUUAAGAAUUUAAGUUAGUUGCUGAUUAAUUACAAGAAUUAAGAAGAAUAUAAUAGAGAGUAUUUAUAAUAAUUAAUAUAAUAGGAUAAUCAAUAUAUAUUAAAAAUAGAUAACUAUGUUGCUAAUCUUAAAUAGAAAUUGUAAAAAGCUAAUAUAAAGAUUGAACCAUUUGAAUCUAAAUUUUGUUCAUCAAGAUAAAAUAUUCCUCUUGAAGAUUCAUUUAUAGGAUAGGAUUCUUUUCACACAGAUAAUUUCACAAUAAAUACUAAACAACCAAUCCUUAAAUAAACAUCUAAUCGUUCCAAUUAAUCUUAUUCUGUUAACAAAAAGAAAUUGAUACAAAAACCUAUUAAAGUUUAAUUACCCUAUCCAAACACUAGUUUCACAGAAAAUUAAGAAAUUUUAGAAAAUAAUUCUUAGCUUAAACCAAGUUUAUUAUAAGAAUAAAUUCUUAACAGAAUCCUAGAUGAUGAAGAAUUUAUUAACAAUUUCACUAAUUAAUAUGGUUAAAUGCAAACAGAUUUAUUCUCCUAUUAAAAAAGCUAAACUUAACCUUUAAGUUUUACAUGCAACUCAAGAUAAAGCAAUUUCAGUUUUGCAAAUAGUGAAAAAAAGUAAAAUCGCAAUAGUAAAUUACAUAAAUCAGCUAAUCGAUAAUGUAUAUCUAUAUAUAUUUAUUUAUUAGAUCAUUCAAUAUCUAUUGAUGAAAAGGAAAAUAAUAGCAAAUAUUUUAAUUGA